UCAAUUUUAAUUAUUGCAUCAUUUUCAAUAGUUCUGAUUCGCGCUUCACUGCAAGUACAUGCAACUGACAAUGAGAGUAGGUUGGCAUCGGCGACGUAGCAAAUUGAUGGCGCAGACGUUUAUUUUUAUGUAAAUACAUUUAAUAUGCCUAAUCAAAUUCUACUCUUCAGUCUACUUAAAACAAAUAUUUUCAUCUUUGUAAUAGGUUAAGAAUGAUGGCACACCUAAAGUGCUUUCUGUGCACACAAUUUUUCAAAAAAUUCGACGAAUGGACUUAUCACCUGAAAUUUCACCAUGCGUUGUAUUUGUCACAAACCUUACCCAAUGGUUAUCCGUGCCCGAUAGAAGGAUGUGCUCGAAAUUUUACUUUUUUUCAACCACUGAGUAAGCAUAUCCGAGACAAACAUGGAACUGUAAUAUUUCCCCGAAGUCUAAACACCGCCACUAUUGUUGAAGAUAACGAUUGUUCUGCAAGUGUUGACGAUGUUGAUAACCAUUCCCCACCUAUACACCACGCAGAUGAGCAGUUCGCGCCGCCUUGUGCAGAAAAUAAAAACAGUUUCUCAUUGCAUCUGGCAGUAGUAAAAAUGGUGGCAAAACUUCAAAGCAAGGCUAAUAUGAACACCGCAUCUAUUUGUUACAUUCUUGAUGUACUUGAAGAAAUUUUCAGCGAUACGGUUGAAUUUUUAAAACACCAGGUUCAAAACUUCAUUCAGCAUAACGCAAUUGCAAUAGAUUCACCAGAUGUUGUCGAACUUAUUCAGAAAUUUGAUUUUGGGAAACCAUUCGCUGAUUUAAAAACAUUGGACGGGCAGAUUCGUGCUGUUCGAAAUUUCGGUUCAUAUAUUGAGCCUAAAGAAAUACCUCUUGGACAACGUAUAGACCAGGUACUUGACAGAAAAUCACAAGAAUAUGUCCCAAGAGCAGUAUAUGAAACAUUCCAAUAUGUAUCAGUCAUCGAAGUUCUUAAAGUAGUCAUGGCAAAUCAAGAAAUACGCACAGCUAUCGAAUCAGAAAAGCCAGCAGAGGACGGAGUUCUUUCUUCAUUCAUUGAUGGAAAAACUUUCAAAAACAGCCAAUUCUUUCAAAAAUUUCCCCAUGCAUUACGUCUUCAGUUAUACUAUGAUGAACUAGAAAUAACCAAUCCACUUGCUUCCAAGCGAGGUGUGCACAAAUUAGGCGCAUUUUAUUACAUCAUACAGAAUUUACCAGACAACAUGCGCUCUCAAUUGAACAGCAUUCAUGUACUCUGUUUAUGUUAUUACGAAGACGUAAAGAAAUAUGGUUUUCAAAAAGUACUGGAUCCAUUUCUGAGUGAAUUGAAAUUACUGGAAAGUGACAAUGGGGUUCGUGUGAAUUUGAAUGGCGAAGACUUGACAAUUCGUGCCAGUAUUGCUGCGUUUUGUGGCGAUGGUGCUGCCGUGCAUGAUGUCUAUGGAAUGCUUAGUCCUUCAGCUAAUAAAUUUUGCCGUCUUUGUUUGAUACGCAGACAAGAUUUAUUGAAUCAUGAUAUCACACCUAAACAAGAAAGAACUGAGGAAAUUUUCAAAAACCAUGUAGCUCAAAUCAUGCAAAUAAUACAAAAUGGCGGUAACCAGAACGAUUUCAUGACUCAGACUGGAGUUCGAAAUGACAGUCCUCUUAAUAAGUCUAAAUUUUUCCACAUAGCAAAUAACAAAGUAUUCGAUCCAAUGCAUGAUAUACUUUGCGGAAUAGCUCCGAUGAUUUUAAAAUUGGUAGUCAAGUAUUUCGUGUAUGAAGCUCAUUUGUUCACUCUCGAUCAUCUCAACGCUAUGAUAUCUUCUUUUCAUUAUGGAAUCCUCGAAAUAAAGAACAAACCUUCUGCUAAUUUUAUAGAAUCGACCAUACGUUAUUCCAAAGACCAUGCUCUAAGCCAACGCGCUAUGCAAAUGUGGUGUUUGGUCCGUGCAUUUCCAUUCUUGGUGUGUGACCGAGUACCUGAGAACGACAAAUACCUAAAACUAAUUCAUCUUCUGCUAAGAGUUAUGGAAAUUGUAUUCGCUCCACGACUUACUACAAGUAUUUUGCCAUACCUGAAUGAACUGAUCACUGAUUUAUUCGAUGUAUUUCACAAUCUUUUCCCAAAUGUUUCUGCAAUAAACAAGUUCCACCAUUUGACUCAUUAUCCUGUGUGUAUGCAAUGGUCAGGACCAAUGGUACAUUUGUGGUGUAUGCGCUUUGAGGGAAAACACGGUUCACUCAAGAAAAGAGCGCAAGUUGUAAAUAAUUUCAAAAAUUCUCCUAAAACUUUACUACGAGUCUGUCAAUUUACUCAAAGUGCAUAUUGGGGUAGCGGAACAGUUGAUUUAAAUCGUACGAAGAUUGAAAGCGGAGAAACAAAGAAGAUUUUCUCAACAUUGAGCCAUAUGCAACUGAAUCUUCUAGGAUACUCUUCAAAUGACGAUAUUUUUGUAACUAAAAGUGUUAAAAUUAAUGGUAUAUUGUUUAGAGUAGGCUUAUAUUUGGUAACUGAUCCAUAUGCUGAAAAUGAACUCCCAGUAUUCGGAAGAAUUAGAGAAAUAAUUGUAUUAGAUCGAUUGAAUGUGUAUUUUUAUGUUACUUAUUGUUCUACAACUUGCUUUGAUCCAUUUUUUAAUGCAUAUGUUGUUGAAGAUGACGAUGAUUCUGAUUCUGCUUUAAUAUCUAUUCAGGAAUUAAAAUUUCGUGUAGUUUUAGACACUUGGAUGGCUCAAGGCCGCAAGGAAAAAUUCAUUAGUUUACGUUACAUAUUAUUUUAAUCCUAUUUACUUAUACCUAUAAUUCCGAAAAAAUCGA
Molecule: messenger RNA, 2796 nt
Organism: Planococcus citri (citrus mealybug)
Lineage: Eukaryota; Metazoa; Arthropoda; Insecta; Hemiptera; Pseudococcidae
Exons: 1
Coding region: 213-2759 (848 amino acids)
Source: RefSeq, a predicted model, not a curated record